This is a messenger RNA of Acyrthosiphon pisum (pea aphid), 731 nucleotides long. RefSeq lists its product as uncharacterized. The record is from RefSeq and is a predicted model, not a curated record. Lineage: Eukaryota; Metazoa; Arthropoda; Insecta; Hemiptera; Aphididae. The coding region runs from base 98 to 490 and encodes 130 amino acids. The transcript has 2 exons.
CAGAAUAAAAGCGACCACUCUAAAUAUUCCGGUAUAAGUUCCGCAUUGAAAUCAACUUGGUCAAAUUAAGUUUUAACAUCAAAAGAAUUUAUACAAAAUGGCUUGUCUAAAUCAGUAUUAUACUAAACAUAUGAUAAUUUAUUUAUUGGUUGCUUGUUUAUUCCAAGUCGUCGCCGGACGUGCGACACCCGAUCAGCAGACGAUUUCGGUGGACGUCCCUGAUACGUCCUAUAUGGAAAACAUCUUCGGGAGUCUGACUAACAGGGCAAGAUCGAUGGCAAGCCGCGUGGCAAACCGCGUGGUCUCAGCGUACUCGGACUCAGCGGACGUGGCUGCGGAAUCCGGCAAGAACAUGAUGGCGUUCUUACACAAAAUGAACGAAUCGGCCGUGAACUUUGGCACCAGCACCGCCAACAGAAUGGGGCAGAUGGUGAAGAACGGCAGUCGGAGUUGGUCAGGUCUUUUGAGCAGUAUUUUAAGCAGUGAAUAGCAACGCCAGCACGAAUGAUAUCCGUGUAUUAUUAUAAUAUUAUAUAUGAUUACACAUCAUAACAAUAUAGUUUUAAAAAAAAAAAAUUGUGUUAAUAACGACGAACACUAGUCUAUAAGUUUUGUAUCACUAAAAACCUGUACCAUUGUAGAGCUGCUGAUUCAAUAUUGUCUAGAACACGGACUUAAUAUUAUAUUUUAUUAUAAUUAUAAUAUAACAAUAAUAAUAUACUCGCACCGAU